Armigeres subalbatus is the source of this 1708-nucleotide messenger RNA. RefSeq lists its product as uncharacterized. The record is from RefSeq and is a predicted model, not a curated record. The transcript has a single exon. Bases 122 to 859 code for a protein of 245 amino acids. NCBI's taxonomy places the organism in Eukaryota, Metazoa, Arthropoda, Insecta, Diptera, Culicidae.
ACGAUUCUGCUCAUUUCCUAUCGAAUACUUAUUGAGACCAAAUUCAGUCUAACGGAAACAGUCGAACUUUUCCUAAAGGAUAAAUUGUUUAUAGUGUUAAUGAAAACCAAUUAAAGUUAAAAUGCUGACCUGUGAAAAAAUGGAUAACAACAACCUUUCCCCGAAUACUGGAAUUACAACCGGGGCAGGCAUCAACAACAACAACAGCAGCGAGAAUAUCUACAUCGAUAUUCCAACGCCGUCGACCAGAAGUGUUUCGCCACUGUCGUCCUCCUCACCGGGCAAGGAUAAAUCGUUCGGUUUCUUUCACAACAUCUAUCGGAAAAUAAGCUUAAAAUCGAGUGAAGAAAUCACAAGUGCUCGUGAAAUAGACUCCCGUAGUUCCUCGGUAGACUCGUGUUCCUCACUCAGUGACCGUCUGCAAGAACCACCUAAGCAGCGAAGAUCCAGUCCUUGCGUUAAACUCUCCGAACAGAUAACCACACUGGACACAUCGGGUACGUCCUCCGAUUCAGUAAAUAAUUCUGAUAAACCGCGACGUACGACCCGGCGGUCCUCUGUUCGCAAACUGUUGGAAUCCCUCUCGAUUGGCACCCCGACGAGGGUCCGGUCGCUGUCCUGUAGCAGCACUUCGGUGAACCUUCACAGCAGUCAAAAAUGCCUUAAGCAAAAAGCUGAAUCGAAAGCAUCGCUGUUCAGCUCGAACAGUACCUCGGUCAGCACAACGACCAACAGCAAGCCACCGCCGAAGAAAAUCCUCCGCAGGCCUGUUUCCUACACAUACAUCCGGGGUAUCUCCGGACUGCCUACUCAACGUGUUCCCAGGUCUUCCAUCUGCUGUAACUACUACUCACGUUAGUGGGGACCACAUUGGCCCUCCAAAGCGUCUCAAAUGUCGCCAUAUCACAGCUUAACGGAACUACGGAUAGUUAUGUUACCCUUCGGAAGCGAAGGGAUUACGGAACAGCUGAACGAACUCAACUGACUGAUUUGUGUACAUGCAUGGGACUAGAUGUGUUAAGUGAUUUUAGAAGAUUUUGUGACGAACACAACUCGAUUGGCAUUCGGUACCUUGGAAAUUUGAUAGUUUUUAUGCCGCCACAACUGAUUGGAUAACUGUGUUGAGUAGUUUGUAGAAGAGAAAUUACGAAAGCAAAGCAAAGUUUAAUAACUAUGGUCGCUCGGACAUUUAAAGUGCAAUUAAAAUACUCUUUAUUAUUAGAGGGCUUCGCAGCACUCGAAGUUUAAGGAACAGACAUAAAAUUGACCAAUAUUAAUUAUUAUGAAUCGACGGAAGCAAACGAAUCUUUGUUUGAUAAAUUAGUGAUAAAACUAGCUAAGCACACUACUAGUGUAAAAAAGUAAAGAUUAAUGAUCGAUGAUGUGCAUGAAGUCAAGAUGAAAUGAAUAUUUGAGCUAAUUUUCAAUGCUAUGUAGGACAAGUGUGUGGUCGACAAGGAGCUGAUAAAACACCAAACAAUCUUGCGUUCCAUGAUGUUACGGUAAAUACUAUUUCUAGAAAAUGUACUCCAUAAUUGUGUUAUAUCGUUUUGUCUAUUUAUAUUGGAGUUGUCACACUUGUAAAAAUAGUAAAAUAGGUGCAAAAUAUCAUAAAAAGAAAAUAUGACAAAUGUAAAAUAAUUCAAGUUCUCCUUAUUUAUUGUAGAUAAUUUUAAACUUCCAAUAAAAUUUCGAAUCGAAUUGUUAC